UUGAUGUAUACAAGAUAUUACGAUGCGGUAUUAAACUAGUGGGCGAAGAAAAUUAGACAGAUGACAGAAGUCAUCCGGCGAGCUGGGGAUGAUGAUUAAAACAGACCGCCCUCUUCCGUUGAUUAGCGCUACGCUCCAGUGUUCGUUCGGAUUGCUGGGCUUAAAAAGGCGCGUCGACGUCGACGCGGCCGGAAUCGAGGUCGAAGCACAAUGAGCGGAGCAGUCAUGGUGACAACACCGCGCUGGGAAGGGCUGGCGAUGAUGAGUGCUUCGCCGCAAGCGAGUAACGAGCCGUUCGGGACCACGGAAAACUCAACCUCGCUGCACAGUGAUGAUGAUGGGGACGGGGGUGGGUACAUGAGCUACGAUGUCUACGAUGUCUUCCCAAGGAGGCCGCUCGAGGUGGAGACCUUGAUCUCAGUGAUACUCUGGCUCAUCUGCUCUGUCACAGUCAUCGGAAAUGUCCUCGUGAUUUCAACCUUUGUCCGGGACAGGGAGUUGCGGCUGAAACCGGCCAACCUGUUUAUCUUGAAUCUCUCCGUGUCUGAUCUACUGAUCGGCCUGAUCUCGAUACCCUUCUUCAACGUCUGGCGUCACACGGAGAUGUGGCUAGCGGGCGAGGUGGCCUGCAAACUGUGGAACAUCGUGGACUACACGGCCACCACCCAGUCGGCGCUGGCUAUCGUGCUGAUCAGCUUCGACCGCUACAUGCUGGUGUCUAAAGGUCUGCAGUACCGGAAGUACAUCACGCUCAGGUUGACCCAGGGCCUGAUCGUAACCUCCUGGGUGUUUUCAUUCAGUCUUAACUCCAUUCCCAUCCUGUGCUCCGACAUCGUUCUGGAACCCUGGGUGGAGUACAACCAAGACUGCGACUUCGCUAUUCUUUACCAAUUUUCCUACAAACUGACCACCGCCAUGUUCUCUUUCGUCAUCCCUUUGAUCUUCCUCUCCAUCUUCAACAUCAUCGUCUACAACAACAUCCGUGCGCGGUCCCGUGGCUUCAAUCGGGGUCGUUCCUCCGGACUAAACAGCAGUGUCGCCAUAGCUCGCAGCAACAGCUCUCAGAGUAGAGGCAGCAGCGAGUACCGGAAACACCGAAAGGCGGCCAUUACCCUCGCCUUGAUCGUCGGGAUGUUCCUGACGUGCUGGUUACCCUGGUACGUCUACAAGCUGGCAAUAAUUGACAACGAAGCCGCAGAGAAUAGGGACCUGAUGGAUGGUUUUAUCUAUUUGCUCUGGGCGAACAGUGCCAUCAACCCGUUUCUGUACGCUGCCACCCACCCCCGGAUUCGCGCCGGACUCAUCGCUCGCAUCAUGUGCUGCGUGCCGCGAAACUGCCGGCCGGUCAGGGUCAGGGGUGGAUCGCGGUCCAACUCGGAUGACCCAAACGCGCAGACAGACCGAGCCAGACAUCGGACCAUCACACAAGGAUUGACUACUUGUUACAACGAAGACCAGUGCAAUAACCAAGGAUCAGCCGUUUGAACCGGGUUAGUCAACAAAAUAGAACAUGGUUUAAACUUUUCGGUACACUAGUUAGUCUUUAACUGACUAUUACGUUAACUGUACUUUAAAACCGCUCAUUGAAUUUGUCGAGAUAAGAAAUAUACUUAUGUACACAUUAGUAUGCGAAAUCAGCCAAAGCAAACAUUAACUCUUACCAAUUCUGCCCCACAAACGUUUUUCGUUUGAUGGAUUAGAACAAAAAUAUACAUUUCCUUUAAAAAAGGUCUCCCUGGCAAUAUUUCAGCCAAUAUCACAAAUUUUCAAGCUGAGUUUGCAUGAUUUUUAUUCUGAUGCCUUGCGCAUGUUUGGGCAUCGAUUUCAUAACAUUCGGACGUGCCGUUCUCGCAAAAUGGUCAAUUUUCGAACCCCAAAAGAAGACUUUUUUCCCAUUGACACUGCCGUGUGCAUGAAAGGCUUGCAGCGUACAUUAUGCAUACGAUAAUUUCAAUUGUUUUUUCUUUUGAUGCAAAAAAAAAGCAGACGUAAAAACCAUGGAUGAUUAUUGUCAACGUUCGUCAUGGGAAAGCCGAGAUUGUAGUACAUGACUUCCGCCCCUUGGCUCGAGAUGGUUAAAACAGGCUCUUAGAGAAAAACUCGCAGCCUUUUGCUUUCUGUAUAACAUUUUAUGAUGGAACAGAAAAGACAUAGGGCCUACCAUUGUAUUUAUCGUAUGCUUCUGUAUCUUUCUAAGCCCAUUACAAAGAAAAUGUGAAGCUACAAAAUUCCAAAACGCUAAUUAUUUCAUUAAUUACAUGUAUGUCACAAUCAAAUGUCACCUUCUUUAAAAUGAUGCGUCCACAUUAAGCAGAGGGCAUUUGUUCAUUACUUAUGUGACAAUAACAGUUUGCUUUGAAGUCGGUCGUGAGCAUCGUCGGUCUUUUCAGCAGCUUAGUAUACAGGG
Patiria miniata (bat star) is the source of this 2407-nucleotide messenger RNA. RefSeq names its product octopamine receptor Oamb-like. The transcript has a single exon. Lineage: Eukaryota; Metazoa; Echinodermata; Asteroidea; Valvatida; Asterinidae. Gene Ontology annotation, cellular component: membrane. The record is from RefSeq and is a predicted model, not a curated record. Gene Ontology annotation, biological process: adenylate cyclase-activating adrenergic receptor signaling pathway. Gene Ontology annotation, molecular function: G protein-coupled receptor activity. Bases 211 to 1485 code for a protein of 424 amino acids.